Messenger RNA from Rattus norvegicus (Norway rat), 1727 nucleotides. It is a transcript of the gene C1h19orf81, whose product is annotated as similar to human chromosome 19 open reading frame 81. The record is from RefSeq and is a predicted model, not a curated record. NCBI's taxonomy places the organism in Eukaryota, Metazoa, Chordata, Mammalia, Rodentia, Muridae.
GAGCCAGGUGGCGGGGUCUGUAACGUAAUUCCUGUAGUUUAUGUGUCUCACAGUUCUGUGUCUGGUCUCUGCUAAGACAUAACUGCACAGUGCUUUCACCUCAGUGUCCCCCUCUAGUGGCCCUGUCUGGAGUUGAUGUCAGGGGCAAUUGUUAGGUCAGGAGGAACGUCCUACAUCCUUGGGCUAACGGGGGCAACUCUUCUCUCUCCUGCCUCAAAACACAACAAUAUAAGGAGGCGGACAUUAAUUUGUGUCAAAGAGUGUGUCAUGGGAUGCUUGAACUCUGUAGGAUAACUCAUGGGCCUCAGAUCCAAAAUAUCGUUGCUCAGCACAUUCCAACAUGGUUGAAGCUGGGUUACUCCAUCCUCACUCCAGCCCAUCUGAAGGAAGGAGCCAAACAUCAAACACAUUUGCCUUCUUCCCUCCCUCCGUCCCUCCGUCCCUCCUUCCCUCCCUUCCUUCUGACCUCCCUUUCCUCUCUCCUUCCGUUUUCCUCCUCUCCCCACUUCCCCUCCCUCCCCCUCCUCUCCCUUCACCUCUUCCUCCUCCCCACACUUUUCCUGUAAGGCACAGUCACUCUGUAGACCAGACUGCCUUUGAGCUUAUGGCAAACACCCUGCCUCAGCCUUCCUAGUGCUUCGAUGACAGGUGAGCACGAUACCACAGCCAGUAGACAAUCUUCUACGUAGAUGACCCUAAAGUUGUAGUACUCUGGGCUUAUACUUUUGGUGAGAACUUGGUCACCAGGCCCAAAGGAGCUGGUCAGGGAGGCUAGACACCCUUGUGCCUGUACAGCUCUCGGGCUGAAGUGAAGAGGGAGAAAGUAGGUCAUGUGUGUCAAUUACUAGCCAAGGGGAAAGAGAGGCCCAUCGGCUAAUGAUAAGGUUGGCAAGAAGGGGGUCACAUGUGAGGAACUUAUCAGUCACGUUCCAACCAGCAGGCUGGAGUUUGGUGUUAAUGGUGGUACAGAGUGUUGUUUUCUCUUGCUGGCUCCCUUCAGGCUGAGCCUAACCAGGAGACAGUCUCCGUGCCAUAAUGGAAGGGUGGCUUUUGUAGCUUCCAGAUGGAUCCCUCGACCUCGAGUCCGUAGAGGAGUCCGUGUAUCGGAGCAUGGGCAGGCCUGCCAAAUCCUCAAAGCAGUACCUUCGGCAGGUCAUCUCAGAAUAUGAGGCGCUGGAUCGGGAGCUCCCAUGUAUCCGAAAGUUCUCAGAACCGCCCUCUGCCCAGCCCCUCUGCCUUUGCAUGGAGACUUCGGAGGAUUUCACGCACCUGGAGGUGCUGCAGGCUCUGGAGGCCGAGCUGCCCGGGGCCAUGGAAAGUGGGCGCGUGAGCAGCAUCCGCUACGAGAAUAUGAAUGUCAUCUGCGGCACCGCGGGCCGCAGGGACAGGUGGCUCAUCACCGUCACAGACUUCCAGACGCGCUCGCGCCUGCUGCGCUCAGGGCUCAGCCUCCGAGGAGUCGCGUACCCACUUGUGCGCCACGACGAUCUACUGCUGGGGGACUACCGUCUGCACCUGCGCCGCUCCCUGGUCCGACGGCGCAUGCUCGAAGCCCUCGGGGCGGAGCCGGUCGAGGAAGAUUGACGCACAGCGGGGGCGGGUCCCAGCCGCGCCCCGCCCCCAGGCCCGGCGAAACGAGAGGGCGUGGCCUCCCUAGGAAGGAGGCGGGGCCGGCUCGAGGGGGUGGAUACUGUGAGUUUAAUUAUAAAGAAUGACCUGAUACAAAA